Molecule: messenger RNA, 378 nt
Organism: Akanthomyces muscarius
Lineage: Eukaryota; Fungi; Ascomycota; Sordariomycetes; Hypocreales; Cordycipitaceae
Exons: 2
Coding region: 1-378 (125 amino acids)
Source: RefSeq, a predicted model, not a curated record
AUGCAUCUCACGCCCGAGGCCAUCAUUGGCAUCAUAGCCCUCGUUCUUGCUCUCCCGCCCGUCCUCAUAAUCCUAUGGCGCUGGCGCAAGUCGACAUGGCGCGCGUCAUUGCCCGUCACUGAAGGGCAGUUUGCGCCACGCCACUCCUGGCAGCUGCCACUGCUACCACCACCGUCGCCGCCGCCGUCGUCGUCGUCGUCGUCGUCGUCGUCGUUCUUCAAUAUUACCCGCGCACUUCAUAGCCAAUACCCCACGACCCGGCUUCACGAGCACGAGCAACAAGAGUUUUUUUACGUGGCUGUAUAUCAAGGUUCUACUUGGCGUUCUCCCGAGCAUCCCUCGCACAGACAGAAUAGUACAGACGGUCGAUGGCAGUAA